AUGAAGACUAUUAAGAAUCAUUGUACUGCUACUCUCAAAUUACAUAUGAACUUCAAAUCUCUUUGCUGUCAUGAAGAUGUUCAGACUGUUUUUUCUCAUCUCACACUCAAAGCUUCUUCUUUGCAACAGACUGGUCCCUCCAUUGAUUUUGCUUCUACUCUCAAUUAUGUUGUCUCCAUCUAUUCUGCCACUUUCAUUUCUCUUGCUGGUCUCUUGCAUAACACAGUCUUUCUCACUACAAUGACUACUAUUGUUUGCUCAUCAGAUUUUGCUUGCCUUCAACUCUUGUCUGCUCAAGUUAAUUCCUCUUCUGGUGCUUUAACUUUUGACAUCCUCAAUCCCAAAGAAUGA
Phycomyces blakesleeanus NRRL 1555(-) is the source of this 351-nucleotide messenger RNA. RefSeq lists its product as hypothetical. Bases 1 to 351 code for a protein of 116 amino acids. The transcript has a single exon. The record is from RefSeq and is a predicted model, not a curated record. NCBI's taxonomy places the organism in Eukaryota, Fungi, Mucoromycota, Mucoromycetes, Mucorales, Phycomycetaceae.